AGUCGCUAUAUAUGCGUCAAACGGAACAAAACCCUUUCUAGUAUUAGUUUCAGAAUACCAUGUACCGCGUUUCUGGUAUGCUGGCUUGUGGCAGACACAAGUCAGUUGACAACACACGACAAAAUGGAGCGGUUGGCUGGUUCCGGCGGUGUGGUACGUAUUGGACAUCUCCUGCCGAAUAACCCUAACAUUGCUCAUGAACCGGAAGUGUUGAAAAUGUGCGCUCAGGAUCUCAAGCAGCGGAAAAUUCUACCAAUCAACUACACGCUACAAGUAAUUACCAUGGAGAGUUGCAACAAGUAUUCUGGAGUGGAACACGCUGCUUAUCUACAUUACAUUAAAAACGCUACCAUCUACUUCGGUCCUGGAUGUAAUAAUGGUGAGUUCUACGUUUUUUGGAGGCCAUUACUUAAUAGAGCUCAGUAUAGCAUCUACGGUGAAUGA
Molecule: messenger RNA, 444 nt
Organism: Ostertagia ostertagi
Lineage: Eukaryota; Metazoa; Nematoda; Chromadorea; Rhabditida; Trichostrongylidae
Source: the annotation of a GenBank genome assembly